AUGACUGUUGAAACUGAAAAUAAAAUUCGAAUUGCCAUUGACAGAGGCGGUACGUUUACCGAUUGUAUCGGUAAUCCGGGAACCGGAAAGCAAGAGGAUGAUGUUGUCAUCAAGCUUCUCUCGGUUGAUCCUAAGAACUAUCCGGAUGCACCACUCGAAGGCAUACGUCGGUUAUUGGAAGUCUUUAGAGGCCGCCAAUUACCCCGUGGUAUACCACUCGAUAUAUCUGAUGUUGGAAGCAUCAGAAUGGGAACCACCCUGGCUACUAAUUGCGCUUUAGAAAGGAAUGGUGAGCUAUGUGCAUUUGUCACCACUAAAGGAUUCAAGGAUAUACUAUUGAUUGGCGAUCAAUCUAGACCAAAAAUAUUCGAAUUGAACAUAAAGAAGCCGGCUCCACUAUACAAAAUGGCCCUUGAGAUUGACGAAAGGGUUACUUUGGAGGAUUUUUCUGAAGAUCCUGAUAAACGCAGAUCAACGCAUAAUGAUGAGGACAAUACAGUAUUGGGGAAUAGUGGCGAAGUUGUUCGUAUUCUAAAAACGCCUGAUGUGGCAAGCAUUGAAAGCUCGCUUAAACUCAUUUAUGAUAGUGGCAUCAGGUCAAUCGCCGUCGCCUUUCUACAUGCUUAUACUUAUCCUGCGCAUGAACAAUUGGUGGGAAAUAUUGCCCGAAAAAUUGGCUUCAAACAUAUCUCUCUAUCAUCUGAAGUUUCGCCAAUGAUUAAGUAUCUGCCAAGAGCUCAUAGUUCGGUGGCCGAUGCCUAUUUGACGCCUGUGAUUAGAAAAUAUCUAAAUAGUAUUGAAUCUGGAUUGACUAAUUCGACUAACACAAGUAUACAAUUUAUGCAGUCGGAUGGUGGUUUAGUUGAUGGGCACAGAUUUUCGGGUUUAAAGUCAAUACUGUCUGGUCCAGCCGGCGGUGUAGUAGGUUACUCCAGCACUUGUUAUGACAAAGAAAAUUCAAUUCCUUUGAUUGGAUUCGAUAUGGGCGGUACAUCCACCGAUGUUAGUAGAUUCGGAGAUGGAAAGCUGGAGCAUGUUUUUGAAACCACAACCGCCGGUAUUGUCAUUCAAUCACCCCAAUUAAAUAUUAGCACAGUAGCCGCGGGUGGUAGUUCUAGACUUUUCUGGGAAAACGGUCUCUUCAGAGUUGGACCAGAAUCUGCCACAGCAGAUCCAGGUCCAGCUGCCUAUCGAAAAGGUGGGCCAUUAACCAUUACAGAUGCCAAUCUGUUUUUGGGUCGUUUAAUCCCCGAAUUUUUUCCAAAAAUAUUUGGGCCUAAUGAGGAUGAAUCCCUAGAUCUGGAUAUAACCACUAAGAAAUUUCACCAACUCACUGACAGUAUCAAUCAAGAAUUGGGUACUUCUAUGACACCUGAUGAGGUUGCUGAUGGCUUUUUGAAAGUCGCCAAUGAAUCAAUGGCAAGGCCAAUCAGGGCUAUUACUGAAGCGAAGGGGCAUGUAGUCUCUAAACAUAGACUGGUGACAUUCGGAGGUGCUGGUGGUCAACACGCGGUAGCGGUGGCUGCGUCUUUAGGAAUCGAUGUUGUUCUAGCGCACAGGUACUCCUCCAUCCUUUCCGCUUAUGGUAUAUUUCUUGCUGAUGUCGUUGAGGAGGCUCAAGAACCCUGUUUCUUUACACUAGAAGAUCCGAUAAGUUCGAAGAAGGUGCGAGGUAGAUUAAAUGAAUUGAGCGAAAGUUGCAAAGCAUCUUUGGCGUCUCAAGGAUUUCCUUACUCUAAUAUUUUGUUUGAAAGAUAUUUGAAUUUGAGGUAUGAGGGUACAGAAACAAGUUUGAUGACAUUGCAAGUUGGUGAUAAAUGGGACUUUGAACAGUGGUUCACAGAAGCUCAUAAACGGGAAUUUGGAUUCUCUUUCACCGAUCGCAAGAUUAUUGUUGAUGAUAUUAGGGUGAGAGCCACCGGAAAAUCGAACGUUAGAGAAGAAGAGUCAGUUGAUACACAGUUGAAAAGUUACAAACUUCGUAAUGUCUCCGCUGAAGAUGAAGCCAGUUUUUUCAAAGAUAUAUACUUUGAAGGCAAGCGUGUGAAAACACCAGUUUUUAGGAUAGAUGACAUCUCAUAUGGCAGCAUAAUAAACGGACCAGCAAUCCUGGCUGACGGAACUCAGACAAAUGUUAUCCCAGCAAACUCUGAGGCAAUUGUGUUAAAGUCUCAUAUCUACAUUAAGUUGCUCAACAAAUCGAAGGAUAUUGCAAAUGAAGAAUCAAUCGAUUAUGUCGAUCCAGUUAUGCUGUCUAUCUUCAGUCAUAGAUUUAUGGAUAUUGCAGAGCAGAUGGGCACUCAAUUAACGAAAACAUCAGUGUCCACCAAUGUAAAAGAGAGACUUGACUUUUCGUGUGCUUUAUUCGAUCCAGAGGGUAACUUGGUUGCUAACGCCCCUCAUUUGCCGGUGCACUUAGGAUCUAUGUCUACUUGCAUCGCUGCACAGGCUCGCUUGUGGAAAAAUAAACUAAAACCUGGUGAUGUUCUUGUUACAAAUCACCCGGAAAUUGGUGGCACUCAUUUACCCGAUAUCACUGUUAUAUCCCCAUCAUUUUCAGAAAGUACAGGUGAGCUAAUUUUCUUUGUUGCAUCAAGGGCACAUCACGCAGAUAUUGGCGGUAUCCUUCCCGGUUCCAUUCCCCCCAACUCCACACAACUGUACGAAGAGGGAGCAGCAAUAUAUUCGGAGUUCAUAGUGAAAGAGGGUGAAUUUCAAGAAGACAGAAUCACCGAGUUACUGCUAGUAGAGCCGGCUAAACACCCAGGAUGUUCUGGAUCAAGAAGAUUAAGUGACAACAUAAGUGAUUUAAAGGCGCAGAUCGCAGCAAACAAUAAAGGAAUCCAACUGAUUGCCAGCCUAAUGGAGGAAAAUGGCCUCGAAAAAAUCGUCAAGUAUAUGAAGGCCAUCCAAGAUAAUGCAAGCGAGACCAUUAAAAAAAUGUUGAAGCAGCUCACCUUGCACUUUGGUGCUACAAGCUUCAGUGGUGAAGAUUAUCUAGAUGAUGGUACUACAAUCAAACUUAAUGUCUCUCUAAAUAUUGAAAAGGAGGAAUAUGUAUUCGAUUUUGAAGGAACGUCGCCCCAAGUUUAUGGUAACUUAAAUGCGCCAGAGGCAAUAACUAAUUCUGCCAUAUUGUAUGUUCUAAGAUGUUUAGUCAAUGAAGACAUUCCUCUAAACCAAGGCUGUUUGAAACCUAUUACGAUAAAGAUACCAAAGGGGUCAAUUUUAAGUCCUAUUGACGGUAUCGCUGUGGUUGGUGGAAACGUUCUAACUUCGCAAAGAGUCACGGAUGUUGUAUUGAAAACAUUCAAUGUGAUGGCUGAUUCCCAAGGUGAUUGCAAUAAUUUAACUUUUGGAAUUGGUGGUAGCGAUCCUAUAACUGGUAAAGUCAUCCCUGGAUUUGGCUACUACGAAACAAUAUGUGGUGGACAUGGUGCUGGAGCGGAUUCCUGGAGAGGUAAAGGCUGGGACGGAACUAGUGCAGUUCACACUAACAUGACAAACACCAGAAUGACUGAUACGGAGAUUUUUGAAAGAAGAUAUCCUGUAAUUUUGAGAGAGUUUUCUAUUAGAAAGAAUUCCGGUGGUCGCGGAAAAUACACAGGUGGCGAUGGUGCAAUCAGAGAUAUCGAGUUUCGUCAACCUGUAGAAGUUUCCAUUCUAUCGGAAAGAAGAGCAAUCGCUCCGCAUGGUGUGCAAGGAGGUGAAGAUGGUACCAGAGGUCUAAAUCUCUGGUACCAAGGAGGGAGUAAAAACGUGAUUAACAUUGGAGGAAAAAAUUCUGUACAUGUGAAGACCGGUGAUCGUGUCGUUGUGAUGACUCCGGGUGGGGGAGGUUGUGGGAGGACAACUUGA
Molecule: messenger RNA, 3858 nt
Organism: Zygotorulaspora mrakii
Lineage: Eukaryota; Fungi; Ascomycota; Saccharomycetes; Saccharomycetales; Saccharomycetaceae
Gene: OXP1
Product: 5-oxoprolinase
Exons: 1
Coding region: 1-3858 (1285 amino acids)
Biological process (GO): glutathione metabolic process
Cellular component (GO): cytosol
Molecular function (GO): 5-oxoprolinase (ATP-hydrolyzing) activity
Source: RefSeq, a predicted model, not a curated record